Gastrolobium bilobum is the source of this 1326-nucleotide messenger RNA. RefSeq names its product hydroxycinnamoyl-CoA:piscidic acid hydroxycinnamoyltransferase-like. NCBI's taxonomy places the organism in Eukaryota, Viridiplantae, Streptophyta, Magnoliopsida, Fabales, Fabaceae. Gene Ontology annotation, molecular function: acyltransferase activity, transferring groups other than amino-acyl groups. The record is from RefSeq and is a predicted model, not a curated record.
AUGGUGACGAUCAUCUCCUCCUGCACAGUCACUCCAAGCGAACCUACUCCAAAGCAUUGUUUGUGGUUGUCAGAGAGUGACCAGAUUGUGCCUUGGACUCAUGCACCUAGCAUCUACAUUUACAAGCCAAAACACAACCACAAUGUUAUCCCACAAAUGGUUUGUGGAAUGAGAGAAUCCCUUGGCAAGAUCCUAGUCCAUUACUAUCCACUAGCUGGUCGACUACGCUGGAUAGGAGAUAGUGAGCGUUUGGAAGUUGAAUGCAAUGCAAUAGGAGUGAAGCUCAUGGAAGCUGAAUCCACUAAAUUGUUGGCUGAAUAUGGUGAUUUUGAACCAAAUGAAACCAUCAAAGAUCUUAUUCCAAAGGUUGAUUAUAACAAACCCAUAGAGGAGGUUCCCUUGAUGCUAGUACAAUUGACAAGAUUCAAGUGUGGUGGCCUUAGUGUUGGAAUUGUAAUAUCCAAUGUCAUUGCUGAUGAAACGGCUGCUAUUCACUUCAUUAACUCAUGGGCCAAGCUGGCUCGGGGAGACAUGUUAGUGGAAGAUGAAAUGCCAUUUCUUGAUCGAACAGUUCUAAAAUCCAACCAACCACCACUUUUGGAACCAUGCUUUGAUCACCAAGAGUUCAAGCCAUUGCCACUUUUACUUGGUUGCUCUGACAACAUAGAGGAGAGAAAGAAAGAGACAAGUGUUGCUUUGUUGAAACUCACGAGGGAGCAAGUUGAGAAGUUGAAGAGUGAUGCCAAUGAAAUCAUGAAGGAAGAGAGUUUGAGGCCAAGUAGACCUCAUAGCAGAUAUGAAGUUAUUGCUGCUAAGGUGUGGAAGUCUGUGACUAAGGCCUGCCAAUAUGGUAAUAAUACCCUUCAGCCAUCAGCUGUUAGGGUUGUUGCUGAUAUCCGCAAUAGAUUGAAGCCCCUCUGUCUUAGUGGGGAUAUCAUAUCAAAACCAUUGGGCUAUGCUGCCCAAAAGAUAAGGGAAGCAGUUGAUAUACUUACAAAUGAGUACCUAAGAUCACAGCUUGAUUUUGUGAAGAGUCAGCAGCAUGUGGAUUGGCUAAGAGGUUCAUUCAACACACUUGGAUGCAUGCAUGCUCAGUUUCUAGGUAAUCCUAACCUUCAUAUUGUGAGCUGGAUGAGCAUGCCCGUAUAUGGAGCAGAUUUUGGAUGGGGAAAGCCUGUGUAUUUUGGUCCAGGAGCUUUGAGUGCUGAUGGCAAAGUAUUCAUCAUUCCAGGCCCUGUCGAUGAUGCCUCUCUUAUUGUAGCCAUUCGUUUGCAAACAGCUCAUAUGGAAGCAUUCCAGAAAUUCUUCUACGAGGGUAUAUCAUAA